AUGGUAAAUGCAAAAGGUUCAAGUAUUCCAAUGGACCCUGGAUACCUCAAGGCAAGAGACAAUACUCCAACAGUAACAGAAGCGACUUAUCAAAAAAUCAUCGGAUCACUAUUGUAUCUCAGUGUCAACACUAGACCUGACAUUUCCGCCCCUGUUGCAAUAUUAAGCCAACACAUCGUAGAUACACGCAAGCAAGACUGGAUUGAACUUAAAAGAAUUCUCCGCUAUUUGAAGGCCACCCAAAACUACGAAUUACAACUAAGUAACAGAUCUUCACUGAUCAGAGAGCUCUACGGGUACGCAGAUGCUAAUUGGGCCGGAUCAACGAAAGACAGAAAGUCGAAUAGCGGAUACAUUUUUAUAUUCUUGGGCGGAACUAUCAGCUGGAGCUGCAAAAAGCAAGAAUGCGUUUCGGUUUCUUCGACAGAGGCGGAAAUAGUAGCUCUGGCAGAAACAUCGAGAGAAGCUGUUUGGUUAAGAAAAGUACUGGAAUUCAUGGACGAAGAACAGCGGUCACCAACAGUAAUUAAUAAAGAUAAUCAAAGUUGA
This is a messenger RNA of Microplitis mediator, 549 nucleotides long. RefSeq lists its product as uncharacterized. The record is from RefSeq and is a predicted model, not a curated record. The transcript has a single exon. The coding region runs from base 1 to 549 and encodes 182 amino acids. NCBI's taxonomy places the organism in Eukaryota, Metazoa, Arthropoda, Insecta, Hymenoptera, Braconidae.